UCAAUUUAUGCAGCGCUUUACAUAUAUAUGGAACAUUCACAUAAGUCCCUCACCCUCAAGGAGGGUACAAUCUAAGGUCCCUAACUCACAUACACAUACUAGGGCCAAUUUAGACAGGAUCCAAUUAACCUACCAGCAGGGGCGGACUGACCAUUUGGAAACUCGGGCACUGCCCGAGGGCCCGGGGUCAGUAGGCGGCCCCACGAGAUGCCCCUGGUACCUUUUUCAUAGGCUUUUUUGAGUUUGGGCAAGGACACAGGGGCCCCAUGAUCCUCUAUUGCCCGGGGGCCCCAUGAGUUGUCAGUCCACCCCUGCCUACCAGCAUGUCUUCAUAUCACAUC
This is a messenger RNA of Staurois parvus, 341 nucleotides long. Lineage: Eukaryota; Metazoa; Chordata; Amphibia; Anura; Ranidae. The record is from the annotation of a GenBank genome assembly.